Botrytis porri is the source of this 336-nucleotide messenger RNA. RefSeq lists its product as uncharacterized. NCBI's taxonomy places the organism in Eukaryota, Fungi, Ascomycota, Leotiomycetes, Helotiales, Sclerotiniaceae. The transcript has a single exon. Bases 1 to 336 code for a protein of 111 amino acids. The record is from RefSeq and is a predicted model, not a curated record.
AUGGUUUUCUCGAUCUUGAAUGUUUGCCCCAGCUGUCUCCACAACAAGAUUUUAUGUUUGACCGUCCCAUUUGUCAUUGUCGGCAGCUUCUAUCAAAUUCAACGAAAAUGGUCCGUUAUCGAGCAAUUUGAAAAAUUGAUAAGAGAAAGGCAGAUAUGCACCGUGAAGCCAGCGGAGCUUCACCGAGUUAUCAACGAAGAUAACCGCCGAUUGGAAAAGCAUCGUGAGAAGUUUCCAGGACCGAAAGGACUGGUUGGAUCGAAGAAGUACAUUGAGUCUACAAUUUUUUUAAACUUCGACAGCAAGGUCGCCAUCAGGGGGAUGCGGGGUAUUUAG